UAAAAAAGGAGAAAUGAUAAAGUAUUCCAUUAUUAAAAAAGGAGUACUUGAAUACCUUGCUUCUAAACGCUUUCAAAUUUGCUUUUUCUUCUUUUCCACAAGCUCCAAAAGUUAUUGGUAUCUACUUCAUUCCCAAUAAUUUGACAGUUAACCAACUUUUUAAUUCAUCAAUCCUCAAAACCCACAUCAAAAAUAUCUUUUUUCUUUCCAUUUUACGUCCUGAUUUAAAAAAGACUCGAUUUUUUUAAACCAAGAAUCUUGUUUUGAGAAGCAAAAGACUCCAUUUUUGUUUGGGUUUUCCAAGUUUCAUUGCCUGUGAAAGGGAGUUUGUAGUAUUUGUGUAAAGAUCGAGUGAUUCUUGAUUUUAGCUAAGCAUAAUAAGAAUGGAACCCCCAAGGGGGUUUCUUGCUUCUUUGUGGAGCUUCAUCUGUUUCUUACCAUACUUCAUUGGCCUCCUUAUUCUUGGUGUCUUGAAAGGUGUCAUUUUGUGCCCUUUGAUCCUCAUUAUAGUCACAGUUGGAAACUCUGCUCUUAUUUUGGGUCUUUGGCCAGUGCACCUGUUCUAUACAUUUUACUGUCUAUGGAGCACAAAACAACUAGGUCCAGCUUUAAAACUUGUGUUAAGCAUAUGUGUCCUUGUUAUUUUACUUUUUUGGCCGUUGAUUGGAUUUGCAAGCAGCGUUGUUGGCGGGGCUGCUUAUGGCUUCCUUUCACCAGUGUUUGGCACUUUUCAAGCUGUGGGUGGAAAGAGGACUAAUGCCUUCUUUCACAGUAUAUAUGAUGGGACUUGGGACACAGUGAAAGGAAGCUUUACUAUUGUUAGGGAUCUGAGGGAUGUUUUAUACCAUUCCUACUUUUCAAUCAUGGAUGAUUUGCGACUUCAAGGACCUCCUGGUGAUAAAUAUUAUGAGAUCAGGUUGCUUUAUAUUCCUUUGGCGCUAAUAGCUGUGGCACUAGGACUCCUGGUUGACAUACCGACGAUCAUAGUAAUUGCUGCCUGCAAAUUCCCUUACAUGCUUAUCAAGGGGUGGCGACGUUUGUUUCAUGAUUGUAUAGGUCGGGAAGGACCUUUUCUAGAGACAAUCUGUGUCCCAUUUGCUGGUCUUGCUAUCUUACUCUGGCCACUGGCUGUUGUUGGUGCAUUCAUUGGAUCAAUGUUAUCAAGUAUCCUGCUGGGUGCUUAUGCAGGAGUAGUUGUAUAUCAGGAGUGUUCUCUUUGGUUAGGGCUUUGCUAUAUUGUUGCUUCCUUGUCCAUAUAUGAUGAAUAUAGCAAUGAUGUGCUAGACAUGCCAGAAGGGUCCUGCUUUCCUAGGCCUCAGUACAGAAAGAAGACUGCAUCAAGAACCAGCUCUCGUGCAGCUUCAUUCUCAAGGCCUGAUUCUUUCAGAAAUCCACCAUCUCGUACAAACUCCAUCAAUGCCCCCAUGGUCGAGUUGAAGCCCCUUGAGCUUCUUGAUGGCCUAUUCAAGGGCUGUCAACGUCAUGGUGAGAUGAUGGUAUCUAAAGGAGUAAUUACACAAAUAGACAUUGAAGAUGCCAAGUCUAAUAAAGACAGUGGUCAAGUCAUUAGCAUUGGUUUGCCUGCCUAUUGCAUCCUUCAGACCCUUAUACAAUCUGCCAAAGCCAACAGUGAUGGUAUCUUGUUAAACGAUGAUGGCACAGAAGUAACUAGCUCAAACAGGCCUAGAGAUACAUUCUAUGAGUGGUUUCUCAAUCCACUCUUGAUCAUCAAAGACCAGAUCAAAGCUGAAAAUCUUUCCGACAGCGACGAGGAGUACCUUGGCAAAUUGGUUUUGUUUAGUGGUGAUCCUGAGAGGUUGAGGAAUUCAAAUAUUGGAUCACCACCUGAAUCUGAACUGAGGCGAGCUGAGUUUGAGGCGUUAGCUCGAAGACUACGAGGCAUCACAAAAUCUAUAUCAAGAUAUCCAACAUUCAGGCGCCGGUUUGAGAGUAGCAUGAAGAUUAUCUUAGAAGAACUGGCCAAGAAGCAUGGUGAUAGUAGACAAUCAGAAGAAUCAGGACCUCAAAAAGUUUCCAGGUCAAAAAGCAUGUUUGCUCGCAUGCUUAGCGAGAAAUCUUUCAGGACCAGAAACGGCAAGAAUGGAUAUGAUCAAGAAGCUCAACUGGUAGAAUCUACUGACAGAGAUGUUGAAAUUCAAUGAUAAUAUGUAUAGUAUUAACCAUUUUCUUCUGUGUAGCUUCGAUAUAGAUGUUAAAAUCUUUUUUGUCCUUGAUGAGAUGAUUGGAUUUGCUUGAGAAUCCUAGCAGGAAUGGGGUUAGGAUGAUAUCUUCUCUGCUGAUGCUUUAGAAUGAGCAUGUUGUAAAAUUGGCAAGGAAGUAAGCCUUCCUCUUUUUUUUUUUUUUUUUUU
This is a messenger RNA of Lycium barbarum (goji berry), 2369 nucleotides long. RefSeq lists its product as uncharacterized. The record is from RefSeq and is a predicted model, not a curated record. The transcript is spliced from 10 exons. Bases 384 to 2162 code for a protein of 592 amino acids. Lineage: Eukaryota; Viridiplantae; Streptophyta; Magnoliopsida; Solanales; Solanaceae.